AUGGAGCAGCAAGAACCCAGUUGGCCUGGUGUCUUGCAAGAAGUCCUGCCCGCGGCCGCGCGCCCCCUCCCCUCGCCCCCAGCGCCUCCCGCAGCGGCCCCUCCCUCCUCCCCCAGCCCCCAACAGGCCCCCCCACCCCGGGCCCAGCUCCCCGGCCUCACCUCAGGACCCAGCGCCGAGCCGGGGCGUGGGCGCGGCGUCGGAGGAGGAGAAGAAGGAGAAGGAGAAGGAGGAGCGGGAGCCGCAGUCAGCAGGCGCCGGGUAGGACAGCGGCGGCGCGCUGCAGCACCACCCCGAAAGGAGCCGCCGCCUGGGGCUGGAGCCGGAGCCGGAGAGCGGGGCGCCCCGAGCCCGUCAUGGCGAGGCGCGGCCCCGCAUCCCAGGGGCGACGCGAGGGCACCGAGGGCGGCUGGACGCGGCUGCGGGGCUGCCUGCGACUCCCACUACGGCAGUGGUCACACUAGCUCGGCUGAGGCGGCGGCGGCUGCGAAGGCGACACUGGCGGAUCCGCCCCAAGCCCCGCCCCGCCCCGCCCCCGCUCCCUCGAGCCGCCGGUGCCGCCCUCGCCCCCUCGGCGCGUCACGGGACCCGCCUCCCAACCCGGGAAACUGGCACCGCCUGCAGCCAAUGAGGAGGCAGAGUGCGAGGCGCUCCGAGCCUAUAGGAGCGGAGGCGGGCCGGAGCAGGGGAGGGGGGCCAGCGAAGGGGCGAGAAUUCUCGGGGACACCCACACAGCGCACCCUGGUGGCCCAGGAGCCCGAGCCGGCGGGGAGGGUACCAAGGGGGAGGGGGAUGUAUUGGGCCUUGCUAAAGGUCAUCUCGUCUAUGCAGCCCGACCCACAAGCCGGCCUGGAAGAGCCGGGCCUUGCUGGCCCUUUGGCAGCCUGGCCCCGCUCCAGGGCGAGCGAGGGAGGGAGGGCUCCACGUCCCGAGUCACGGGGCCCGGAGGAGGAAUCAGGCUCCUAA
Messenger RNA from Phascolarctos cinereus (koala), 966 nucleotides. The record is from RefSeq and is a predicted model, not a curated record. Lineage: Eukaryota; Metazoa; Chordata; Mammalia; Diprotodontia; Phascolarctidae.